Molecule: messenger RNA, 1482 nt
Organism: Pelmatolapia mariae (spotted tilapia)
Lineage: Eukaryota; Metazoa; Chordata; Actinopteri; Cichliformes; Cichlidae
Gene: irg1l
Product: immunoresponsive gene 1, like
Exons: 5
Biological process (GO): defense response
Cellular component (GO): mitochondrion
Molecular function (GO): aconitate decarboxylase activity
Source: RefSeq, a predicted model, not a curated record
UUUGUCCUGUAGAAAGCCAUUAGACCUGUGUGGGCUGCCAGAGCAAUCCAUAAAUCUGCAGUGGAAGUCUUGAAGCAGCCAGCGCCCGAGGACACAGUCACAGCCAGUUUUGGGAAGUUUAUCAGUGAAAUUAAGCCCCAGCAUCUAUCCCCUGUAGUGCUCCACCGCAGUAAAAGAAUGGUGCUGGACAGCAUUGGAGUUGGGCUGAUCGGAAGCACAACAGAUGUGUUUGAACUGGCCCUCCAGCACUGCCAGAACAUGUACGCUCCUGGUGACACCAGCUCUGUGUACGGACGCAGGGGCAUCAGACUCUCCCCGAUACUGGCAGCUUUUGUCAAUGGAGUGGCGACUCACUCCAUGGACUUUGAUGAUACGUGGCACCCUGCCACUCACCCCUCCGGAGCUGUCCUUCCUGCUGUGUUAGCUCUCAGUGACAUGAUGCCAGCUAACAAUAAGCCCAGUGGCCUGGACUUCUUACUGGCUUUCAAUGUUGGCAUUGAGAUUCAAGGCCGACUACUGAGGUUCUCUAAUGAGGCCCACAAUAUCCCCAAGAGGUUCCACCCUCCUAGUGUGGUAGGCACUAUGGGAAGUGCUGCUGCAUGUGCACGCCUCUUGUCUCUGGACCCCACCCAGAGCAGUCAUGCAUUGGCUAUAGCUGCUUCUCUAGCAGGAGCCCCAAUGGCUAAUGCUGCCACUCAGUCCAAACCCCUCCACAUUGGCAAUGCCUCCCGUUUGGGGCUAGAAGCAGCUCUGCUGGCCUCCAGAGGCUUAGAGGCAAGUCCUUUGGUCCUAGAUGCUGUUGCAGGGGUAGCCGGCUUCAGUGCUUUUUAUGAGGAUUAUGUGCCACAGCCUUUACAAUCACCCAGUAAGGACAGCCAUAUGUUCCUGCUGGAGGAACAGGACAUUGGCUUCAAACGCUUCCCUGCUCAUCUGGGGAUGCACUGGGUGGCAGAUGCUGCAGCCUCAGUCCAUAAGGUUCUCGUUGGAGUUGGCCCUGGCACCAUCUCCCCAGCUCAAGUGGAGGACAUCCUGCUCAGAGUCCCCAAAUCGAAGUACAUAAACAGACCUUUCCCAGAGUCUGAGCACGAGGCACGCCACUCCUUCCAGUUCAAUGCUUGCACUGCUCUCCUGGAUGGAGAAGUGACUGUGCAGUCCUUCACCCCCGCUGCCAUGAGCCGCCCUGACCUGCACGCUCUGCUGAGCCGUGUUCGCCUGGAGCAUCCCGAUGACAACCCCGCUAAUUUCAACCGCAUGUACGGUGAAGUCCAGCUAACCCUGGUUGGGGGCGACACUGUGAAGGGACGCUGCGACACCUUCUACGGUCACUGGCGCAAUCCACUGUCCAACGACAGCCUGAGAAAGAAGUUCAGGAGCAACGCAGAGGUGGUGCUUCCCUCAGAGAAGGUCGAGCGGCUGAUUGAAGUGGUGGAGGACCUGGACCAGCUCAGGGACUGCGGGAACCUUCUCUCACAACUGCAAUAG